ACGCUCUCGUAUAAUACAGUCGAUUCAAAAGUACGUCUAUCAUUAUGAAGUUUAUGUUGAUUUUGUGUUUUGUCGCUGUGGUCGAUUUCUCGAUGGCCGAAAAGGAAACUCAUUCAAGAGGCUGUAGAUAUAUAUUGGGACAAUGCGUAAGUGAAUGUGAGGAGGGCACCCACGCCUACGGAACCGGAUGUGGUUACUUGCAGCCGGAAGCAACCUGUGACAAUCCUAAACCCGAGCUUGAUACUCGCGGCAAGAUCUGCGACUACUCCGCGUGCUACUGCGACGAGCCCACCGUGCGUGAUACUGCUACCGGCAAAUGUGUGCUUCUAGAGGAAUGUACAAUGCAUCUUUGGACACAACUGAGCACUCUCGUACAACACGGUCGAUUCAAAAGCACCUCUACCAUAAUGAAGCUAAUCUUUGUUUUGUGUUUAUUCGCCGUGGUCGGUUUAUCGAUGGCAGAGCCGGUAUCCUACCCAAGAGGCUGUAUUUAUGUUAUGGGAAGAUGCCAUCGUGAAUGCGAGGUAGGCACCCACGCGUACACAACCGGAUGUGGUUUUAAGCAACCGGAAGCAACCUGCGCCAACCCUAAACCCGAGCUUGAUACUCGCGGAAAGAUCUGCGACUACUCCGCGUGCUACUGCGACGAGCCCACCGUGCGUGAUACUGCUACUGGCAAAUGCGUGCCCCUGGAGGAGUGUACUAAGAAAUCAAUAUUGUGAUCUGAACACCUAUUUAGACUUUAAAAUGUAUUAUUGAAAAUUAAAACUGUUUGAAACC
Messenger RNA from Pararge aegeria (speckled wood butterfly), 780 nucleotides. RefSeq lists its product as uncharacterized. Lineage: Eukaryota; Metazoa; Arthropoda; Insecta; Lepidoptera; Nymphalidae. The record is from RefSeq and is a predicted model, not a curated record. The transcript has 4 exons. Bases 45 to 722 code for a protein of 225 amino acids.